Messenger RNA from Engraulis encrasicolus (European anchovy), 1158 nucleotides. RefSeq names its product zinc finger, AN1-type domain 3 (gene zfand3). NCBI's taxonomy places the organism in Eukaryota, Metazoa, Chordata, Actinopteri, Clupeiformes, Engraulidae. The transcript is spliced from 6 exons. Gene Ontology annotation, molecular function: zinc ion binding; DNA binding. The coding region runs from base 282 to 1004 and encodes 240 amino acids. The record is from RefSeq and is a predicted model, not a curated record.
CGGCCAUACUACAGCUGAUCGGCCUCGACCCCCCGGUGCGGUCCAUCGGACUGUCCGCGGCCGUUUUUAAUUUUGAAAUAUUAGAGUAUAGAAUUUAUAUACACACACGACAGCAUUUACUGUCGACGCAUGCCUCGUUUCUUUAUUUAAUUUUCAAAUAUAACUUUUAGGGCUGUUUUGUUAAUACUUGGGCGAGGAAUCCCCUUCAUAACAAUCAGGCCGUGAACCCAUCCUCGGUCUCUCAUAAUAAGUCUCGUUUUUUCUGACAGCCAACUAACGUUAUGGGGGACACAGGCAGCGAGAGGAGCAAGCCACCCUCCAUACCACCACGAUGUCCUUGUGGAUUUUGGGGAUCCAGCAAAACCAUGAACCUCUGCUCAAAAUGCUUUGCAGACAUCCAGAAGAAGCAGCCAGACGAAGACUGCCCUCCAGAGCCAGAGCCCAGCUCGAGCAAUAACCAAUCAGCGGUUUUCUGUAGCGAGACGAACAGCAGCAGUAGCCAAUCCCUGUUGUUGACACCGGUCAGCUCUGAGGCGCCCUCACAAGAAGACUCAGGAGCCACACUCCUCACCGCACAGGAAGAAGCGCCAAGCACAGACACGGGCCACACCACUCUCUCUACUCCCACGAAACGACCUUGCGACUCUGCCUCAAGCUCCCAGAGUGAGGAGUCCCCAGAGAAGCGUGCCCGCGUCUCCUCACCCUCGCCCUCGCCCUCCCCGUCGCUCGCCACUGCGGACGAGGCCUCAGAGGUGCCCCGCGGCCCCAAGCAAAAGAACCGCCGACGCUGCCAUCGCUGCCAAAGCAAGCUGGAGCUGGUGCAGCAGGAGCUGGGCUCCUGUCGCUGUGGGUACGUGUUCUGCAUGCUCCACCGGCUGCCGGAGCAGCACGACUGCCUGUUCGACCACCUGGGGCGCGGGCGCGAGGAGGCCGUGCUCAAGAUGGUCAAGCUGGAGCGCAAGGUGGGCCGCUCCUGCCAGCGCAUCGGGGAGGAGUGCUCCUGAGGAGGACACGCCACGCCACGCCACGCCAGGGGAGAUGGAGGGAUGGAGUGACAACGGAUGGAGAGAUGGAUAGAGAAAUGGACAGAGGGGAGGACACAGCCACCAGGGGAGACCGAUGGACAGAGGGGAGGGUGGGAGGAACAACGGACUGACA